AUGUACAUUGAUCGAGAUACUUCUUCUUUACAACUUCUUCAUGACAUUCCACUAGUGAUAACCUUGAAUCAUUCCUCUCUUAAUUUAUGUUACUUUAUUCGUCGGAAUCAUUCGCCGGACUUGAUUAACACCAUCGAAGAUUUUCUGAAAUAUAUCCAAUAUGGAUAUAUCAUCGGACGAUCGAUUGCAUGUUUAACAGCACUUGUAUCCACGCUUUUCGAACCAUUGUUCAUGAGCAACGUAGCCGUACAAGAUAUGAUCAAAAACGACUUUAUCAGCGUAUCAAAUCACUUUCUAGCCACAUUUUACGAAAAGCAAUAUCACGAUACGUCGUCGAUGACAUAUCUAUACAUUCCCAAAGAUGGCUUAGAUAGAACUGUUGAAGUGCUUAUAAAAGAUAGAAUGUUGAUAACACGAUUCGAAGCCGUUAUGCUAAAAUGGCAUCAUCAAUUGAAAAAUAUUCUACUCAUACAGAAUCGUUUGAUGAGCGUUGAAGAUCAGUCAACGGGUAUUGAUGAAGAAAUUCAUUUUUGGCAAAAUUGUCUUCUUAAUCUUCAUAAUAUUCGUCGACAAUUCCAACGAAGUGAAUUACAGACUAUAAUUCAGGUGUUGACUCUCUCGAAAUCUGCGUACAUUGAACAAUUUUUACAAGCAGGAAACGAGAUUCAAAUUUUCACUGGCUAUGUCGAGGAUUGUUUGAAAUUUCUCAAACUUCUUGCUGAACCUUCACUCCAAUUGAACGAUAUUCCUUAUGAACAACUCACUAAUCUCAUAACUGAGAUUUUCUAUCGAAUCUUAAUCGUUUUAAAUAUGCAUGAUAGACAUUCCCCUAAACCACUGAUGGUCAACAACUUCGAAAAAGAUGAUCUUUUUCACUCUGUGCACUUGUAUCAACAACGUUUAACUGAAAUCAAUGAAAUUUGUGAAUGCAUGAAACUUUUUGGAUCGUAUCGAGAUGGAAACAAAGAUCCUUUGCCUAUUUUCGGUGGGAUUCAAGGUAAUGAAUUUCAACAUAUCCUUGAACAAAGUCAACAAAAUUUCGAUCGAGUAUUGCACUUGUUAUGGCGAAAAUCUAUGCACAUACUUGAUAUUUCUAUGAAUUCAUCUUCGAUAUGGUCAGAAGAAUUGAAACGCUUUUUCAAAUCUGUACGUGAAAUCGAAUUAGCUAUUGUGAAAUUGAUCAACGAAGCAACGAAAAAGACAAUUACAGUCGAACAAACAAUGGACAUUCUCGAAAUCUUUAUCGAUUUUCAAUCACGACCCACUAUCAAUCAUGUUCUUCUCGAAAAAAUUCGAGAUGUCUAUCGUUUAUUUCUCUCUCAAAUUGAAGAUGUUCGCACACAAAUCGCUUCGUAUCAAACAUUUGAUGAAUCAAAAGCGACGUUCAAUCAAUUCAAUCGAUUCCUACCCUAUUACUCCGCACGAGCUAUGUGGAUUCGCGAUCAAAUCGAGUGGAUUACUAGAACUUAUAAUCUUCUGCAACAGGCAUCAAACUUGCCGUAUCUUGUUCAACAAAAUGAAGUGAAACUUGCCUAUGAGAAGUUUAUAAUCUUUGCUGAGAGUAGCACGAAGCGAAUUUACCAAGAAUGGUGGAGUAUGGCGAACGAAUUACAGCCGAAGAAAUUGUUACAAAAGCCGUUUUUGAAGGAAAAUCAGGAGAGAAAAUAUUUCAUUGAUGUUUUCUUCGAUCCGCAAAUCAUUUUCGCAUUGAACGAAAGUUUAUGGUGGAUUCGAUUACAUUAUGAAAUACCAUAUUCAUUAACCGAUGUUUACAAUAUCAGAAAAUCAUUUCGACAAAUGACAGAAGAAACCUACGAAUUCAUUCGUAAAUUCAACAAGACACUCAGUUCUCUUCGUGGGCAAGAGUCUUGUCUGUUCGAAGAACAUAUUCGAUCAGUUUUGAAAAAACUUCAACCGGCUUUACUUGGCAAAGUCAAUUACACUGAUGAAAAUGCGUUUCAUUCUUUCGCUCUCGAAGCUAAUCGUAUUAUUAAUCAAUUAACUGAUCUAGUCACAUCAUUUAAGGAAAACUAUAUCAAAUGUUGCACCAAAUGUUUGAAUAUCAGUUCACAAUUGUUUGUCCAAAUUGAUACUGGCGUUAUUUUCAGUUAUUCAACAUUUACUGAUCUAUUAAAAUCUGUGAAUGAUAAGAGUCUAUCAUUAGUACGUGAAAUGUACGACGAAAUGACCGUCGGAUUACGCGAACAACAAAUGUUAUUCAAAGAUAAAUCAGAAAAAAUUCAUCAAUGUUGGGAUCAUUGGUUAAGCUCAAUCGAUUGUAUGUUGGAAAAAGCCUUAUUACUCAACGUCACCAAUUCGCUCGAACAAUUAUCGUAUAUAAUCAAUGGUGAUGUGGAAAUUGUGUCAACUCCAUUUAUGAAUAUUGAACUUUGCUUGAAUCGCACAGAAACUUUGGCUGGAAAUAUCAAAUAUGCUUUAAACUUUCGUCCAACACUUGAAGAAUUACAGAAUACAUUGAAUUCCGUUGGUAAAAUCCAAUUGAAUCGAUCGGUUCAAUGUUUUACACGUCUGUGCGAUUUGUUUGCUUGUGAGCCAUUCCAACGAGAAUCUUACUUUCUUGUGAUUGAUAAUCAUUCAAACAAACAAAAAUUGCAGAGUAAAAUCACUUCCGGAGUUACAAAUUGUAUUGCCGAUAUCGACAAAUAUAUUGAAACAAAUUGGUUUCGUUUUCGGCAACUAUGGGAAGUUGAUCAAGACAGCUUCAUUGCUGUGUAUCAAUCGGAAAAUACUGAUUUGCAAGCUUUGGAAGCGGACAUCGCUCGUUACACUGAGGUAGCAAAUAAUAUCAAUAAUCAGGAAACUAUUGUCAAUGUCCGAAUGAUACAAAUCGAUUGUGCUUCAUUUAAAGUUUCUUUAGUACAAAUUUGUCAUCAUUGGCAACAGAGUUUGAUACGUAUCGUCUUAGUUCGAUUCGAAAACGAUCUGCAAAAUACGUUAACAUUGAUUAAAAACAAUACAGAGAGGAUACAUAUAGUUCCUAAAACGUAUGCUGAAAUACCUGUUUAUCAACAAUUUAUCGAUGAACUCAAAGUGAAUGUACCAGAGAUUGAAAAGAAAUUACCAUUGAUACACGAACAAAUGAUGUUAUUAGUUCGAUAUGAAAUCGAAAUCGAUUCGAAGCUUUUGGAACAACAUCGCUCGCUGUUGCGCACUUGGGAAGCUUAUAAAAUUCUGCUCGAUGAAUCGAUCACAUCAUUCAAACGAGUUAAAGAAGCUUUUAAAGUCCAAUUACAAAAAGAACACGAUAAGAGUCAGAAUGAUAUUGUUGAACUGCUUAAAGUGUUUCAACUGGUCGGUCCACAUCGAGCAGAUAUGUCAAUAACGAUUGCUUUGGCUGACUGCGAGAAGAUCGAAGAGCAAAUCGAUGAAAUCGAAAAUGAAGAAAAACGAUUGAAAACAGCGUAUCGAAUAUUUAAUCUGGAUAUGAUUGUUUCGAAAGAUUUACAAAGCAUUCGAAAAGAUGUAGAGAUUUUAAAAUCAAUUUGGUUAGUAGCGAAAGAGUAUGAUGAAAUGUUAAUCAAAUGGAAAACAACUGAAUUUCGUCAAUUGAAUAUCAAUGAAUUGAAUGAUUUUGCUCAGAAUCAGUAUAAAAAAUUGGUGAAAAUGUCACGAGAAUAUAAAGAUAAAUCUUGGGGUAUUCUUACGUCACUUCGUGAUCGGAUUGAUACAUUUCGUCGUAUAAUACCUUUAAUUGAAUCAUUGUAUAAUCCACAUAUGCGUUCCCGUCAUUGGGAACAGAUCAAACGUGAAACAGAUAAAACUUUUGAUCAGGAAUCAAGUCACUUCACACUCGAACAAAUUCUCAACUUGCAUUUUGAGGAAAACAUCCAACUAAUUACAGAAAUAUCAGAAAAUGCUACAAAAGAAUACGCUAUUGAACGUAUCAUUGAGAAAUUUAAUCAAACAUGGAGUGCAUUAAAAUUUGAAACAACAGCGCACAAACUCAACAUUUUCAAAAUAAAAUCACCGGAGGAAAUUAUUCAAUGUAUUGAAGAACACAUCGCUGAAAUUUCCACUGUCAAAAGUACACGUCAUGUGAAACCGUUUCAGAAUGAUAUAGAUUAUUGGGAGACGUCUAUUGCGCAAAUAUCGGAACUAUGUGACGGACUGUUUGAUGUUCAACGCCAGUGGUUAUACAUGGAAGGAAUAUUUACUUCUGAUGAUGUACAACGGCAAUUACCACGUGAAACUGCGGAUUUUAAACAUGUGAAUAUGAUUUGGCAAGAUGAAAUUAUAAGGAAAAUUCGAGAGAAUCCCAAUGCUUUAUACGUUGCAACGAAAUUUAAUUUCUUCGAUAAGAUACAAAAACUGCUGAAGUAUUUAGAAAAUAUACAGAAGAAAAUGGAGGAUUAUCUAGAAACGAAACGUUCCGUUUUUCCACGUUUUUAUUUCAUAUCGAAUGAAGAAUUAGUAGAAAUUCUCAGUCUCUCUCGUCAACCUGAUCUGAUUCAAGUUCAUCUUAAGAAACUCUUUGAUAAUAUCAAAAGUCUACAUUUAUUGGUAAAGAAAACCAUUCUCGCCAAUGGAAUUAUCUCGAAUGAAAACGAAGAAAUCAGUCUGCUAUCAACUCUUUCGCUCGAAGGUAACGUCGAACAAUGGCUGAAAGAUUUAGAGAUCAAAAUGCAAAUAACUGUACGCGAGUAUUUGAAAAACUGUCUAUCCGCUCUGAAAUUACAAAGCAGCAAACGUGACAAAUGGGCUAAAAGUUGGCCAAGUCAAUGUUGCGUGACUGCAAGUGAAAUCGAAUGGACAUCUGCGACAACUAAAGCACUAGUCACCUGUCAAUCAGAUGGAAAUUCGAAACCAUUGAAAAAACUCAUUCGCAAACAAAUAAAAAUUCUUGAUCGAUACUCAGCUAUGAUUCGUUUGUCACUGGAGACAAUUAUCCGUCUUCGUGUUAUUGGUAUAAUUACGAAAGAGAUUCAUGGGCGCGAUAUUCUAGAACGAUUAAUUCGAACUCAAACUAUGGAUAUUCAAGCAUUUGAAUGGCAAAUGCAGUUGAGAUUCUACUGGGAGAAACACGAACAAAGUGAAGAUUGUAUCAUUCGACAAACAAUUACUAAAUUUCAUUAUAACUACGAAUAUUUGGGUUGUACAAGUCGUUUGGUGAUUUCACCACUGACCGAUCGAUGUUUUAUUACUUUAACUACGGCAUUGUAUUUGUUUCGUGGUGGAAGUUCGAGAGGACCAGCUGGAACGGGCAAAACGGAAACCAUAAAAGAUCUGGGAAAGAAUUUUGGCAUGUAUGUUAUCGUGCAGAACUGCUCGGAAGCACUCGAUUAUAAAUCUAUGGGGAAAAUGUUCUCCGGCUUUGCUCAGAGUGGCACAUGGGGUUGUUUUGAUGAGUACUAUCAUAUCAUUGAAUAUUCACACAAAAGUUCUGCUUUGUUUAUUCAUAGGUUCAAUCGUAUCAAUAUUGAAGUGUUAUCUGUUAUUGCUCAACAAAUCCACUCGAUCUUAACAGCUUUAUCACUGAAACAGAAAGUAUUUGUCUUCGAAGGAAGAGAAAUUCCGCUCCAGUCACAAGUUGGAAUCUUCAUCACAAUGAAUCCAGGCUACGCUGGUCGAACGGAAUUACCUGAUAAUUUAAAAUCAAUGUUCCGGCCUGUCUCAAUGGUCGUUCCCGAUUCGAUUUAUAUUGCAGAAAAUUUUCUUUUUAGUGAAGGCUUUCAAAAUACCAGAAGUUUAGCCAGAAAAGUGUAUACAUUGUAUCACUUGUGUGCACAACAAUUAUCAAAACAAGAUCAUUAUGAUUUCGGCUUACGAUCUCUGACAGCAGUGUUACGCUAUGCUGGUGAAAAGAAACGAGUAAAUCAAAAAAUGACCGAUGAUGAAGUGUUUCUUUUAUCAAUGUUCGAUAUGAACGUACCAAAGAUGACUGCCGAAGAUUUGCCGCUCUUUCGAAACAUUGUCAAUGACUUAUUUCCAAACAUAACCAUACCACAAAUAGAUUACUCAAAACUAAUCGAAACUAUCGAACAAGAAAUGACGAGAAACCAUCUACAAAUAUCAACAACUAACAUUGAAAAAGUGAUUCAACUGUAUGAAACGCAUCAUUCCCGCCAUUCCGUGGUUCUCGUAGGCAAAACUUUAUCAGGAAAAACAACAACAUGGAAACUGUUCAAACAUGCAUUGACAACAUUGAACAAACAGGGACAUACUGAAUUCAACAGAGUGAUUGAGUAUCCGAUAAAUCCAAAAGCGAUUGAUCUAGGCGAACUCUAUGGACAGUUCAAUCUUACUACUAAUGAGUGGAAGGAUGGAAUUCUGAGUAGUAUCAUGCGGCAAGUUUGUAGUGACGAGAAAUCGGAUCGAAAAUUGAUUCUAUUCGAUGCGCCAAUUGAUACAUCAUGGAUUGAAUCAAUGAACUCAUUGAUGGAUGAUAAUAAACUCUUAACAUUAGCAAAUGGAGAACGGAUUUCUUUGUCGGUACAUGUAACACUGCUAUUCGAAACUGAAGACUUAUUCACAGCUUCACCAGCGACUGUUUCUCGCGUCGGUAUUGUAUAUUGUGAUUACACUAAGUUAGGAUGGAGACCUUAUGUUGAGUCCUGGAUAAAACAGAAAACAUCGGACUUGCAAACUGAACUCUUCAAUUGUGUCACGAAAUAUUUCGAGCCAGUUUUAAAAUACAAGUCGAUCAAUUGCAAAGAACUAGUAGCUAUUCAUGAACUGAACGGAAUCAUCUCAUUAACGAAAUUAUUUGACUCAUUUUGGUAUGAGAAUGAUGUACAAUUACAAAUGAGCGAGAAUGACAUGACCACAGGACGAUUGAUUGAAAUGUGGUUUGUCUUCUGUUUGAUUUGGUCGGUGGGGGCGAGUGUUGAUGAUGAAGGAAGAAAGAAAAUCGAUAUUAUCUUUCGCGAAACCGAAGGUACCUUUCCGAAUAAGGAUACGGUAUUUGAGUUUUAUAUUGACAUACACAAUCGAACGUGGUUACAUUGGGAAGAACAAUUGAAAGAAGAAUGGAUAUAUGACGCCGAAAUGCCAUUUUAUAAAAUGAUUGUACCGACAAUUGACACUGUGCGUUAUGAAUAUUUAAUACGUCGACUACUGCUUAACAAGCACCAAGUUCUGUUGGUUGGAACUGUUGGAACUGGAAAAACAACAAUAGCAGAAAGUGUUCUGAGAAAAUUAGAUUCAGAUGCAUUCAAUACGCUUACUAUUCAUAUGUCAGCUCGGACAACAUCGAGAAUGUUACAAGAUAUCUUAGAAUCAAAUUUGGAAAAACGAGCGAAAAAUCUUUUUGUACCGAUCAAUGGAAAGAAGAUGAUUACAUUUAUUGACGACAUGAAUAUGCCGCUAAAGGAUAUGUAUGGAUUCCAACCGGCACUCGAAUUACUUCGAACAUGGAUUGAUUAUGAGUUUUGGUACGAUCGAAAAACGCAAGGAACGAAAUUUGUUAAAGAUAUGUAUCUACUUACUGCUAUGGGUCCACCAGGCGGUGGUCGCCAUCAAAUCUCUCGCCGAUUACAAAGUCGAUUUAAUCUAAUCAAUAUGACAUUUCCAUUCGAAUAUGAAAUCUGCCGAAUCUUUGGUAUAAUGAUGAGUCAAAAAUUACGUGAUUUUGAUGAUGACAUCAAACACCUCGAUCAGACUCUGACAAAAGCAACUGUUGAUCUAUACCGAACAAUCGAAAUGAAAUAUUUACCUACACCAGCAAAAAUUCAUUACACGUUCAAUAUGCGCGAUAUAUCACGAAUGUUUGAAGGUCUUCUCUUGUGCCACAAAACUGUCAUAACUAAUAAAGUCGAAUUACUACGUUUGUGGGUACAUGAAGCACAUCGAGUAUUUUCUGAUCGAUUCAUUACGACCGAUGAUCACGAGCUGUUUGUGAAAAUUCUAAACGAAAAACUCGCUUUAUAUUUCGAUCAAGUUUAUCACAAUGUUUGCUACAAUCGAGAAGCUCCGAUCUAUUCUGAUAUGAUUCGAACUGAUGGAAUAUAUGAGGGAAUUCGUGAUUAUGAAAAAUUAAAAUCGUUUCUUGAACAAACGCUACAACAGUAUAAUAAAACGCCAUUAAUGUUACCCAUGGAUUUAGUUAUGUUUCGCGAUGCGGUACUUCAUGUUUGUCGAAUUGUUCGCGCUCUCCGUCGUCCACGUGGUAAUUUACUGUUACUAGGUGUGGGUGGAAGUGGACGGCAAUCUUUAGUACAUCUAGCAGCGUUUAUCUGUGAUAUUACUUUAUUUCAAAUUAGAAUUACUCGACGAUACGGUCAUGCUGAAUUCAAAGAAGACUUACGUCGUUUAAUAAAAGUAUGCGGUGUGUCCAACCGUGAAGUUGUUUUCCUAUUCAUCGAUACUCAGAUUAUCGAUACAUUCUUUCUCGAAGAUCUGAACGCUUUGUUACACACUGGUGAAGUGCCCAAUCUCUUUCGUAACGAAGAUAUUCAAGAGAUUCGAAAUCAACUUUCAUCAACACUUAAUCGACAAGGGAUACAAGAGACUAAUUCAAACGUCAUGCAUUUCUUCCACAAUCGAGUUAAAGCUAAUUUACAUUUGGCUAUUUGUAUGAGUCCAUUUGGUGAAAUAUUCAGAAAUUAUAUUCGUAUGUAUCCAGCAUUGAUUAGUUCCACGACAAUAAUUUACUUCUCGGAAUGGCCAUAUGAAGCUUUGCUCAACGUUGCUCACCAUUUUCUAGUUAAAUUCGAUUUUACACCUUCAAAUGAUGAUAAUCUGAUUCACUCGUUGUCUAAUCUCUGUGCUUUCAUUCAUGUUUCGUCAAAAAGCUUAGCAAAUCGAAUGAAAGAUGAACUACGUCGUGAGAUUUAUAUCACACCGACAAACUACCUUCAAUUUGUCAGUAAUUAUGGCCGUUUAUAUGAAUCUGAAAAAGAGAAAAUUCAACGUGAACAUACUCGUCUUCGAAUGGGCAUUGUUAAAGUGGCUGAAACCCGAGAAAAAGUCGCAGAGGUCUCAUUGGAGUUAGAGAAGAAGAAAGUGCUGGUUGCGCAAUUACAACGAGAAUGUGAAGAGUUUCUAAGUAAAAUUGUCGAACAAAAAAAUAGUGCAAGUGAACGAGAACGGCAAGUUCAAGCAUUUGGAGUGCGUAUUGCUGACGAAGAGAUUCGUUGUCAAUCAAUCGCUGCCGCUGCACAUGAAGAAUUAACAGAAGCCGAACCAUUACUGAUCAGAGCAAAUGAAGCUUUAGAACAAUUAACUAAACGUGACAUUGGCGAAGUCAAAGCUUAUAUUCAUCCUCCGAGUACAACAGUGUACUCACGCCAAUUGAACACAUCAUUUGCGAAUCAUAUCUUACCGCUUGCUUAUUACUUAGAGAACAAAGAAGACACAUGGGAAGAAGCGAAGAAAGACUUAGCCAAUGUUGAUUUUAUCAAAACAUUGAUUAAAUUCCCAAAAGACGAGAUUACUGAUCGAACACUUCGUCGUAUGCAACCAUUCAUCAAUGACAGUGAAUUGAUACCUGAAAAAUUGAAAGGUGUAUCAAGUGCUGCGAGUGCUCUGUGUACUUGGAUUCGUGCCGUUGAGUCGUACGCACGUGUUUAUCGCAUUGUUCAACCGAAGAAAGAGCGUUAUCAAAAAGCACUAUUGGAAUUGAAUGAGAAGCAGAAUUUGUUACAACAAUCGAAAAAUGAAUUGUUGACUAUUCAAAAUCGAAUUGAAACUUUACGACUUGAUUAUGAAUUAAAAAUGAAAGAAAAAGAUCAGUUGCAAAGAAAUGCCGAAGAAACAGCGAUGUUUCUCGAUCGAGCAACGAAGUUAUUGGAUGGUGUUGCUGAAAAACGAACCAUUUGGGACAUGACAUCAACGCAUCUGAACGAAAAUCUAGAUAAUCUUCUAGGAAAUUCUCUUCUUGCUUGCGCGUUUCUAUCUUAUUUGGGCUCGUUUUUAUCGGAUUACCGAGAUGAUAUUGUACAUCAAAUUUGGGAAAAAGAAUUGAUUCGUAGUGGAAUCCGUUUUACACCUGAUUUUAAUCUUAUCAAAUUUAUGACAACACCAACGACCGUCCGCGAAUGGAACAUUCAAGGCUUACCACGUGAUAAUUUCUCCACAGAAAAUGCGAUUUUAGCAACACGAACUCUUUCUUCUCCACUAUUCAUCGAUCCACAAAGUCAAGCGACGAAAUGGAUCAAACACAUGGAGAAAUCACGUGGUCUAAAAGUAAUCGAUUUACAAAUGCGUGAUUAUAUGAAAAUCAUCGAAGAGUGUAUUAAAAUGGGUCGACCAUGUCUAUGUCAAAAUCUUCAUGAGGAUCUACCUCAAAUAUUGAAUCCUAUUUUAAUAAAAUCGAUUAAAACAAGUUCCAAUGAUUCGUCACAUUUAAUUCUUCAAAUAGGCGAUCGAGAAAUUGAUUAUAAUCCAUCAUUUCGCUUCUAUCUUUCAACGCGUUUAUCAAAUCCACGAUACAAGCCAGAAUUAUUUUCGAAAGUCAAUUUAAUCAAUUUCGCAUUGAAAGAACAAGGUUUAGAAGAACAACUGCUUGGUAUUGUCGUGCGAAAAGAAAAACCCGAGUUGGAAAAUGCGAAAGAUAAUUGUAUUGUAACUAUUUCCAACAAACACAAAGAAAAAGAAAUGCUAGAAGAAGAAUUUCUUCGUCUGCUCUCAGAAACACAAGGAAGUUUAUUAGAAAACAUUCAAGUCUUCCAAGCACUAGAUUUAUCAAAACAAUCUCAGAAGGAUAUUGAUGAAACAUUGAAAAUCAACGAAGAUUUGGAAUUGAAAAUCGAUCAAACCCGAGAUAGUUACCGAUUGGUCGCUCAACGUGCUGCCAUUCUAUUCUUUGUUUUACAAGAUUUAACUGCCAUUGAUUCGAUGUACCAGUUCUCGCUUGAUGCUUACAUUCAAUUGUUUCUUUUCUCCAUUGAUAAAAGCACGCGAUCGUUGAAAUUAAACGAACGAUUGGAUAAAUUGAAUGAUUACCAUACAUACGCAGUUUAUAAAUAUGGAUGUCGAAGUCUCUUCGAACGACAUAAACUUAUGUUUUCGUUUCAUACUUGUACGAAAAUUAUGGAUGCUGAUAAUCGAUUGAAUCAGGAUGAGUAUCAGUUUUUCAUUCGAGUAAAUACUUUAACUAUCGAUCGAGAAACACAGUUUCCAAAUCCGUUUCCAACAUGGUUAAAUGAUACUCGAUGGGAUCAAAUGAGUGAAUUAAUUCGUUUACCCGAUUAUCGAUUCCUACGCGAUUCGUUCGAUCAGUAUCCUAAAGAUUGGAAAGAAUGGUAUAUGUCCGAAGAAGCAGAAAAAACAUCACUGCCAGGUACCAUCGAUUCAUUGAUUACGGAAUUCGGUCGAAUAUUGAUUGUUCGAUGUUUACGCCCUGAUCGAAUUGCCCAUUGUGUGUUGAAUUUUGUAAUACAUAAUAUCGGUUCGAAAUAUGUCGAACCACCGAUUCUUCAUCUGAAUACAAUUCUGGAAGAUUCGGAUAAACGCUCGCCGAUUAUAUUUAUUCUCUCGCCAGGUGUCGAUCCAGCUGCGAAAUUACAACAACUAGCCGAGGAUAAAAUGAUGGCACGUUCUCGAUACUUCACACUCUCACUGGGACAAGGACAAGCAAAUACAGCAAGAAAACUGUUAGAAACCGGUAUAAAGAAAGGCCAUUGGAUAUUUCUUGCGAAUUGUCAUCUCUCGAUAAGCUGGUUGCCGGAAUUAGAAAAGAUUGUUGAACAAUUACAAACUGCAGCUGUUCACAAUGAUUUUCGUUUAUGGUUAAGUUCAUCGCCAAUCGCUGAUUUUCCUAUAUCUAUUCUGCAAAUGAGCUUGAAGAUUACGAAUGAACCACAAAAGGGCAUAAAAGCGAACAUGAAACGUUUGUAUGAACUGAUUACACCAGAGCAAUUUCAACGAGUGAAACAUGCCGAAAAAUAUCGUAAACUAACAUUUGCACUAACAUUCUUUCAUUCGAUUAUUAUCGAACGAAAAAAAUUCUUACAGCUCGGAUGGAAUACUGAUUAUACAUUCAAUGAUUCCGAUUUUCAAAUAUCUGAAAAUCUUCUAGCAGUCUAUUUAGACAUGUAUGAAAAAACACCAUUCGAUGCACUGAAGUAUCUCAUUGCUAAUGUCAUCUACGGUGGCCAUUGUACCGACGAAUGGGACACGCGAUUGUUACAAACUUACAUCAAUUCGUAUAUUCGAGAAGAAGUUCUCGAUGUUAUGUAUCAUAAAUUAUCUUCGUUGCCAUAUUAUUAUAUGCCACGUGAUGGUGCAUUCAAAUCUUACAAAGACUUCAUUAGUUCGAUGCCAACAACUGACCAUCCGGAAGCUUUUGGACAGCAUUCCAAUGCAGAUGUAGCGUCACAGAUACAAGAAUCGAAAAUGCUAUUUGAAAACUUACUGAUGAUUCUGCCGCAGAAGUCAUCGGCUACCGCAGAGAAAGAAGUUGAAAACGAAGUGGUGAAAAUCGCUCGUGAAAUGAUUAAAUCAAUGCCGCAUCUGAUCGACAUAGAAGCCGUCAAAAAAUAUAUGUCUAUCGACAUAUCACCUCUAUCAGUUGUACUUUGUCAAGAAGUCGAAAGAUAUAACGCAUUACUUUCAAAUAUCACCAAUGCUUUGAAUGAUUUACUAAAAAGUAUUGAAGGAUUCGUUAUCAUGUCAAUUGAGCUUGAAGAACUUUUCAAAUGUAUUUACGAAGGACGACUUCCAUAUGUCUGGCAACGAACUUAUGCUUCCUUAAAAUCUCUUCCAGCUUGGUUUGAAGAUUUACGCCAGCGUUUAAAUUUUUUUAACUCAUGGGUAGAAAAUCAACGUCAGCCAACUGUUUAUUGGAUAUCGGCAUUCUCCUAUCCAACUUCAUUUCUUACCGCUGUAUUACAACGAGCAGCACGAAAAGAUCAAAUUGCUGUCGAUCAACUUUCAUGGGAAUUCGAAGUGAAUAAAAUCGAAGACAAAUAUCUGUCCGAUACAGACGAUGGAGUCUAUGUCACAGGUUUACAUCUCGAAGGCGCUGGUUGGGAUCGUCAGCAGGGAAUAUUAUGCGAAGCACAUUUGAUGGAGCUUGUUACCAUCAUGCCCACUAUGCAUUUCAAACCUGUAGAACACAAGAAAACGUCGAAUCGAGGUGUCUAUGUUGCUCCUUGCUAUUAUUCGUCAAUUCGAAGUGGUUCCUUUGUUGUUGCUGUUGAAUUGAAAACAGGUUCUAUGCCAGCAGAACAUUGGAUCAAACGAGCUACUGCUUUACUUAUGAACCUUGACAAUUGA
Adineta ricciae is the source of this 13176-nucleotide messenger RNA. The record is from the annotation of a GenBank genome assembly. Lineage: Eukaryota; Metazoa; Rotifera; Eurotatoria; Adinetida; Adinetidae.